Molecule: messenger RNA, 1347 nt
Organism: Aspergillus caelatus
Lineage: Eukaryota; Fungi; Ascomycota; Eurotiomycetes; Eurotiales; Aspergillaceae
Exons: 3
Coding region: 1-1347 (448 amino acids)
Source: RefSeq, a predicted model, not a curated record
AUGAAGCGUUAUCGCGAUUCACGGCAAACAUCGCCACCAUUCACACUGCCAACCAUAGAAGACAAUGAUAUCCCCAAACUCUCCAGCCUUGAUGCACCAGUAUCUCCUCCCAGGAAAAGGUCCACAGCAAAGGCUAGACAUUCUAGUAAUGCCUCAUCAGAGCCAAAAGUCUCAGAGCAACAAGCAGAAACAUUUACCAAUAAAGAGCGCCACGAUCUAGCCGCCAUUGAAGCAGGCCAGGUCGAAGUCACAGAUCACCUAUCCAUCUUCUCUUCACGACUCAGUCAAGCUGCCCGUCCUGCAGUAUCACAGUCACCUCGAUUGCAGAUCCCAGACUGGGUAUCCCUGUACCAGCGCAACCAGUCUCCAGAAGGAAGACACUUCGUUAUUCAUCAGCAUGACCACCCCAUUGCUGGACCGCAUUAUGAUCUCCGGUUGCAGUUCUCGGACUCCAGUUCUGUUAGCUGGUCCAUCAUGUAUGGAUUACCGGGUAACCCUAACAGUCGACGGCUGAAUCGGAAUGCGACGGAGACGAGGAACCAUCUCAUCGAAACCGCGUCCCCCCGAACAGGAAGCAUGAUCAUCUGGGAUACAGGAGAAUACGAAAUUCUCCCCUACCAACCUGAACAAACGCAACCUGAAACAGACGACUCCCGUUCCGACAAUUUAUCAGACACAUCCAUCUCAACCGUAGACUCAAAAACCGAUAGUGAAAAACUCUGCCAAGCGUUUCAGAACCGCAAAAUCCGCCUCCGUCUCCACGGAACAAAACUCCCCCAAAACUACACCAUCAUCCUCCGUCUCGACAAAAACAUAGACUUCAGAAGAAACCCCACCACAACCCGAAAACGGCGUCGUCGAACGAUUCCAAACCUUAAAAGAGGGCCUAGUACAUCGUCCUCUGAUUCCUCGCCACCUCCAUCUAAAAGUGAUUCCACAGGGACGCCAGCUCCUGGCGUUUCGGAUCAAACUCUAUCUGCGUCUGAGACUCCUGGUGGGGAACACUCGGAUGAAGAAGAUGAUGUAGACGAGCAGAUUAGGACUAAUAAUGCCUAUCCGGGGGCUAUCAACUCCAUUGGGUCGGUUCAUCAGCGGAGAUGGUUUGUUACUCUUGAUCGGGUGAAUUCGGGGUUCGUGGCUGAGGCUGGGUCUGGGUCUGGUGGGAAGAGGUGGGUGAGGAAAUGGGAUCCUGGGACGGGGCGCUUGUUGGGUUUUGAGCCGUUUUAUGUUCGGGGGCCUGAGGUUGAGAGGAGUGUUGUUACUGGGAGGCUGGGGAGGGAUGUUUUGGAGGAUGAGGGUGUCGAGGGUUUUGUGCCUAGACGGGGGUGGAGGGCCGUUUUGGAAUGA